GAUGAGAUUGCGGACAUGGCUUGAGGAUUGUUUGACCUGUUCUAGUCUCUGGUUAUGUUCAAACUUCAUCUUAGUCUUGAAUUAAUAGAAUAUCACCAAUCAAUAUCCCAAUCACGCAGCAUACACCUUAGCAUCCACAAGACCCUAAUCUGAUUCAUUACCCUUUCCUUAACUGAAAGCUGUCAUUCUAAGAAGUCUGGUCCCACACAGGCCGUAUCCGUAAUAACGAGUGAAUUCAUCCCCUAAACAAGUUCGCGCCGUUGCCCUAGUCAUCGUCCCUUAAGAAUCUCAUCGCUGAGGAUGCGAUGAUUUAUUUGUGGGGGCAGCUAGAGCACGUGCAGUUAGAGCACGUGCAACCAGACCCGCAGCCGCAGGAGCUAGUGGAGGAGCAUCCGCAGUCACCCAUGAUGAUGAAGAUCUCGAAAAACUUGGUGUCGAAUGUUGUCGUUGAUGGCUCUUGGUUUGGAUUUGUGGCGAGUGUUGUGUUGAUGUAAGCUGGAAGAGCUUAGUUGGAAAUGCUUCCCCGCAGGGGCUCUUUAAAGGCUAAGCAAGCAGGCAAGAACGAGG
Ilyonectria robusta is the source of this 567-nucleotide messenger RNA. RefSeq lists its product as uncharacterized. The transcript has 2 exons. NCBI's taxonomy places the organism in Eukaryota, Fungi, Ascomycota, Sordariomycetes, Hypocreales, Nectriaceae. The coding region runs from base 306 to 494 and encodes 62 amino acids. The record is from RefSeq and is a predicted model, not a curated record.